Messenger RNA from Rhea pennata, 3114 nucleotides. It is a transcript of the gene SLC66A1, whose product is annotated as solute carrier family 66 member 1. The transcript has 7 exons. Gene Ontology annotation, molecular function: L-lysine transmembrane transporter activity. Gene Ontology annotation, cellular component: lysosomal membrane. Bases 45 to 956 code for a protein of 303 amino acids. Lineage: Eukaryota; Metazoa; Chordata; Aves; Rheiformes; Rheidae. The record is from RefSeq and is a predicted model, not a curated record.
GGGAGGUUAAACGGCGCAGCGCGGCGCCUGCCUCGCCGGCUGCUAUGGCGGCGGCAGCCACGGCCGUUUCCCCCCUCGCGGGCUGCCCCAACGGCUCGCGGUGGGUGCGCGACGUGUUCAACGAGUGCGCCCGCGACGGCCGCGACGUGGCCAGCGUGGUGCUGGGGCUCGUCUCCAUCGGCUGCUUCGCCGCCGCCUCCUUCCCGCAGCUGUACCAGGCCUGCAAGACGGGCAUCAUGGACCAGGCUCUCUCCAUCUACUUCCUGCUGGGCUGGCUGGGCGGAGACCUCCUCAACCUCAUCGGCUCCUUCCUGGCUAACCAGCUGCCCCUGCAGGUUUACACUGCCAUUUACUACGUGCUGGCAGACCUGGUCAUGCUGUCCCUGUACUGCUACUACAAAGCCAAGAACCAAAGUGGAGGAUUCCGUGCUCUGAUCAACGCUGCCUUUGUCUUCGUUUUCCUCGGAACGGCGUCAACCGUGUCCUUCCUGGGCAGAGACACCGGCUUGGUGCGGGAACCGGCUGCGUUCAAAGGGAGGGCUCUGCUGUCCGCUGGUGUGCAGGAGUCCGGGUAUACGCCGUUCACCAGGAAUGAAAUGAUCGGCUUCGCCAUCGGCUCCAUCUCCUCCGUGCUGUACCUGUGCUCCCGGCUCCCCCAGAUCUACACUAACUACAAGAGGAAAUCGACUGUUGGGGUCUCCUACUCCCUGUUUGCUCUGGUGAUGCUGGGGAACACUUUGUAUGGCGUCAGCGUGCUCCUGAAGAACCCAGAGCCGGGCCAAAGCGAAGGCGACUACAUCCUACACCAUCUUCCCUGGCUCAUCGGCAGCCUGGGUGUCCUCUCCCUUGACGUAAUUAUUUCUUUCCAGUUCCUCCUUUACCAGAGAGAAAGGCCUGGUGCUCCGGAAGAGGGAGACGCCCUUCUUGGCGAGCAGGACGAGCCCUUUGACAGCUGACCAAGGGCGCUUGCCCCAGCAUGAGGACAUGAUGAUGCAGGCAAGAAAGCUGACUUUAAAGCCAGGCAAACUGGACUCUCCAUCCUGUCAUCCUCUUUGAGUGGCCCCUGGCAGAGGAGGCCACAAGGCAGGGAGUGAUGUGUUAUGCUGCUAAAGUGUCCUGCCUGCCUAGGACUCCGCUGGGAGACCUCGUGUCUUGUCGAUACCAAUGAUGCUAACAGCAUAAACGGGGAAGAACUAGAUACCUCAGACGGUCGCUCUUCACUGCCCUUGAGCCCCACAGCUGCGCUUGGCCACUUCUGCUCUCUGUACUGUAUCUCAAAGGGGAUCUCGAGCUUCCCUGUUACUGGCAAAAGUGAAAAGAGCCCAAGGAGCUGCGGGGAGGGGACAGAGCUAAGAGUGGCCCGUCACCUGCACAAACACACUUCCCUUCUGCCCUUCGCUCGCUGCUGCGCUCUCACCUCCACCGCUGAAAUUCUGGAAGAGCCGGCAGUGAGGGGAACUGGUGAGGAGAGGGAGUAGCAAAAGUGUUUUAGUCCACGCAUAUGUAUUUUGAUUGCAAUGGCUCACACUUCUAUAAAAACAAGUCCUUGCCCCCCACCCAUGCCUCCGUUGCUUUUGUUCUGCAGGUUUAUCUGGCUGUUGCUGCCUCUUAACUUUGUGUUCCCCCUUUCCCAGAAACGCAUGGACUUUGCUGCCUUUCGUUUUGCUGUGGCUUUCAGCAAGGCUGCAGUCCUGGCUGCUGGCUUUCUGCUCAGGCUUGGUUUUAGUCCCAUCCUCUCUCCCUGACAAAUUUAUCCCCAACUCCUCUGUCCCACCCCCUUCCUAGCGGUGUUCAUGAUAGCCCUACACCUCGGCUGAGGGCUAGACAGGAGAAACUAUCUUCCUUUCUCCGUUACCUGUGCUCACUUCUGUCAACCAUCAGCUCUCCUAACAUCCACCCGUCCCAGCUGCUCACCUCCUGAGCCCCCGUUUUAAGCCCUCUCAUUGUUUGUUUGUUUAUCAUCGUUGCUUUCCUCUUGCUCAGCCUGUCCUGUGACAUCUGCCCUUCCCUGGGAAGGGGAAGUCGUUGCUCCCUGUGUCCGUCCUCGCUGAGCCGCAGCUCCGUGUUUACGCAAUACAGCCUUGACAGCUGCAAAAUAGGAGUCACGCGACUAAAUGCAUAUCAGGCUACGGCAGCAGGUUGAUUAAAAGAAAAACUGAGCCCCUGAAUUGACUGAGCUCACCUAGAGGAUGGUGAACUAAACUAAAGGAGGCAAAAAAUACAUGUAACUUAAUUCCUUCCCCCUCAGGUGCAGUUGAAACACCGAUAAGGGUGAUGCUGGUUUAGGGCUGCUUUAAUUCAGCCCUACUCGGUUUAGGUAGGAUGGGAGCAAGGUGAAACAGCCGCUGAUGCUCUGCUCUAAUUCAGCCCUGUUCCCGGAAGAGCCUGCGAUUUAAGAUUUGAGAAAUACGUGAGCAUUGCAGCGCAGCAGGAGAGGUGCAGGCACGAAUGAACUUGUCCCGAACUUGCGGAAUAACACGACAGCAGAUUCAGGAAGUUGCAGGCUCGUAGAAGCCAAGCCCGAUCUGGAGGUUUGUAGCCAAACACUUAAUUUAUGCCGCUUCAAGAAGAGGAAUAAACUGACGCACUAGCUGUGCCUAUCUCAAAGCUUCUACCUGCACAAUUUUUCUGUGAAAAGUGCUUGUCCUCCAUAUGCCACAAAAGGAACUGAAAUCAGAUGCUCUUUUGUUCCGGCUUGUGUGCAGGGACAGCUUUGGCGAAGGAAAGCCAACCCACGCCCUCCUGCUCCGAACCCUUCGCGCACACACGCCCGCUGCAAUCGGAAACGGCAGCGAGGAAGCGAGAUGCUCCCCCCCGUCCCGGCUUCACAUGCUAUUUUUUUUUCCAGCUUCAACGCUUCACGCGAACUUAUUUCUGACAUCAAAAAGGGUCUGAGAGGCAACACCAACAAAAAUCCCAGCAUGAGCCCCUCAGCGCUGCCCGCUUUAAGGCGAGCAUAUGCGCGCGCCCUUUCUCCAGCCUGCGUCCCAUAUGAGUCGCGUUAGAGCCCGGAGGCCCCUGGGUAAAUACUUCGGCACGGGACCAUAAUCACCUGCAGAUGUCUGGAUGUUAAACGGGUCACGCUGGAAAAGCAAAAUUAGAGUAAAAUUAGAG